Molecule: messenger RNA, 973 nt
Organism: Larimichthys crocea (large yellow croaker)
Lineage: Eukaryota; Metazoa; Chordata; Actinopteri; Sciaenidae
Gene: phpt1
Product: phosphohistidine phosphatase 1
Exons: 3
Coding region: 212-598 (128 amino acids)
Biological process (GO): peptidyl-histidine dephosphorylation
Cellular component (GO): cytosol
Molecular function (GO): protein histidine phosphatase activity
Source: RefSeq, a predicted model, not a curated record
GGCAGUGACCGGAAGUGUUUUUGUUAUUGCUGCAUGGCGGAACCGCUUCUUUUGCUGUGAAGUUCAUGUUUCCAUUCACGUUCACACUGAACUAUCACCGUGUUUUAAAGCCGUACAGCCCUCUGUGUGGACAGACACGGAGUCUGUUGGGAAAGUAUUCGCCUCCUGUGUGUUGGCCUGUUUGCUGGUGUGCUCGCUGAGCAGCUGGGACAUGUGUACACAGACGAGAGCAGCAGCUCUGAUGGCUAACAUACCGCAGGCGGACAUCGACCCGUCCGGCGUGUUUAAGUACGUCCUGAUCAGAGUCCACAGCAGAGAGGAGGGAGACGACUCCGAGGUAGAUAUAGUCCGAGGAUACGGCUGGGCUGAGUACCAUGCUGACAUCUAUGACAAGGUUUCUGAGGAGCUGGAAAAGGGCGGCCACCUGGACUGUGAGUGUAUCGGAGGAGGGAGGAUCAAACACGAUUCCCAGGCCAAGAAGAUCCACGUCUAUGGAUACUCCAUGGGAUUUGGAAGAGCAAACCAUGCAGUAACUACUGAGAAACUGAAGGCUCGCUAUCCAGACUAUGAGGUGACCUGGGACAAUGAAGGAUACUGAACUAAACUUCUGUUGAACACUCUUUCUCCUGGACUGACCGUUGUACUUAUCUGUAACCCUUCAUGAGAACGCAGAGCUUUUUGAUACCGCAUUAAUAAACUAAGACAUACAGCAAUCAGUCUGACUAAGCAGAAAACAAGUUUAUUUUAUGUUAAAAUUUGAGUAAGAAAAUGGCAAACAAUGUUUUUUUUUCCACCUGUGUUGGAUGUAAAACAAAUAUGAUUGUCUUAGUGAAAUUUGGAAAUUCAUUGUAAAAAUUAUAAAUAAGUCAUCAUGACAGUUUUGUAGAGUGACAUACAUUCACCCAUUGACUUGUUUUAGAGUCGAAUAGCCUCAUAAAUCUGACCUAAUCAUUAAAAUAUAUUGGAAAUCGAA